AUGCCCCAUGCCCACGACACGCCACCGUCAACAUCUCCUUCGCGAACGCCAUCGCCGCCUCCAUACUCAAAGCAACAAUCCCGAAGCCAGCAACCUUCUCCCGCAACGCGUAGACGUAUUGAACAUCAUGAGUCGGAUAUGCUUAUAGUCGGCGCCGGCAUCCUCGGUACUGCACUUGCCAUUACCUUCGCUCGACCGCCCCACAAUCGCUCCGUAACAUUGUUAGAAAAAUCUUUGAAGCAGCCAGAUCGCAUAGUGGGUGAACUAUUACAGCCUGGCGGAGUCUCAGCCCUGAAAAGAUUAGGCCUGGAAGAGUGUUUAGAAGGGAUCGAUAGCAUACGAGUGAAAGGUUAUGAGGUUAUCUACUAUGGAGAGGGAGUCGAGAUACCUUAUCCUGAGAAUGCCGGCCGAACUGUGACUGAGAAGGAUUCAAAAGCAAAUGCAGGGCGGCCUGAGGGUAGGAGUUUCCACCAUGGACGAGUUAUACAAAGACUACGUGAGGCCGCUUCGCAGGAGCCGAACAUCUCUGUUGUGGAAAGUACGGCGACGGAAGCGAUCAAGGACGAUUACACAGGCCAGAUCCUAGGAGUUGAAUGCUUGACACAAGGGGAUAGAGAUGCUUGGUUUGGUCAAUUGACGGUCGUCGCCGAUGGGUACGCCAGCAAGUUCCGCAAAGACUUCAUCCCUCGGACCGUGACUAGCAAAAGCAGAUUUUGGGGGCUUGAGCUCAUAGAUGCAGAGCUUCCAAGAUCCCUUCAUGGCAACGUGAUCCUGGGAGACGGCGCGCCAGUCCUCUUAUAUCAGAUUGGCACAAAAGAAACUAGGGUGUUGGUCGAUAUACCGGAGGGGACAGAGACUGCAAGCACAAGAAAUGGAGGAGCCAAGGGACACCUCAGAGACGUAGUCAUGCCUGGUCUACCAAAUUGCGUCAAGCCUGCCUUCGAGCGAGCUCUUGACGAUGGAAAGUUGCGGAGCAUGCCGAACUCUUUCCUUCCUCCGAGUGUAAGUCGAGUACCUGGCCUCGUCUUGCUCGGUGACGCGAUGAAUAUGCGACAUCCCCUCACAGGAGGUGGUAUGACUGUCGCCUUCAAUGACGUGGUGCUACUCAGCGAAUUACUUAGCCAUGAAAAAGUUCCUGACCUUGGCAACUCCAAUCAUGUGCUUAUGCAGAUGAAGAAGUUCCAUUGGAGGCGAAAGAAUCUGACGAGUGUGAUCAAUAUCCUAGCACAAGCUCUCUACUCGCUGUUUGCUGCCAACGGUAUGUCCUCGACCCUGGAUGGGAUGGUAACAUGA
Molecule: messenger RNA, 1293 nt
Organism: Bacidia gigantensis
Lineage: Eukaryota; Fungi; Ascomycota; Lecanoromycetes; Lecanorales; Ramalinaceae
Exons: 1
Coding region: 1-1293 (430 amino acids)
Biological process (GO): ergosterol biosynthetic process
Cellular component (GO): membrane; endoplasmic reticulum
Molecular function (GO): flavin adenine dinucleotide binding; squalene monooxygenase activity
Source: RefSeq, a predicted model, not a curated record